Molecule: messenger RNA, 4290 nt
Organism: Oncorhynchus nerka (sockeye salmon)
Lineage: Eukaryota; Metazoa; Chordata; Actinopteri; Salmoniformes; Salmonidae
Gene: pik3r3b
Product: phosphoinositide-3-kinase, regulatory subunit 3b (gamma)
Exons: 15
Coding region: 438-2693 (751 amino acids)
Biological process (GO): insulin receptor signaling pathway; phosphatidylinositol phosphate biosynthetic process
Cellular component (GO): phosphatidylinositol 3-kinase complex
Molecular function (GO): protein binding; 1-phosphatidylinositol-3-kinase regulator activity
Source: RefSeq, a predicted model, not a curated record
CUGGCUGGGAGAGAGAGGGCUGUCUGAGAGUAUGCUGGACUGGAUGCCUCGGCCUGUCAGCUCUGCAGUGGAGUCAUAUUAUUCAGGUACAGGAGGGAGCCAGAUUCCCGUGUUGUGUGUUCAUCGUGCUGACACUAUUAGACAGACAAGAGGGGUGGAGCUUUAGAGGUGGACCUAACCAAGGACAACUGUCUGGUUUCUUCUCAGUGUAUGGGGCAGUUUCUCACCUGAUGCUGAAGGGAUCCUUCCAAUGUUGACUCUUUGAUCUUCCCUUCAACCCAAGGGCUUCUAAAUGACUAGACUACAGAGGGGAGUGCUAAAGUAUUAGGUCUCGCUGAGGCAUUGGAUUGAAGUUUGCAAAGUAAAAACAGCAGACGUGAGUGAGUGGCACAGGAGAUCUCAGUUGGAGCCUGCCUUGAGGACCUAUCUAUGAGCCUAUGACUGUGGCCAUGACAGCCUCCGACAGCAGCUUCCAGUACCGUGCGCUCUUUGAGUACAAACGGGAACGUGGUGAUGACAUCAGCCUCCAGCCGGGGGACGUCCUGACGGUCCUGAAAGCCUCCCUAAAGGACUACCAGGAAGGGGACGAGCGCAGCCCCAAGGGAUGGCUGCACGGCACCAACGAGCGGACCAAGGAGAAGGGCGACUUUCCUGGGACGUUUGUGGAGUAUGCAGGGGUGGUGAGGCAGGUGCUGCCUGUGGUCAAGCCCUGGCCCAGGCCCGUACCCCCAACCCCUGGGGGAACACAGAGCAGUGUCGGGCCCGGGCCCCAGCCUCCAGGGGCCACUGCAGCAGGAGGUGGGGGGCCAAGGGAGGCCCCAGAGGUGUGUGCUCUGCCUGAACAGGCUCCUGUGGCACUACACAGGCUGAUAGAAGCUCUGGAGAGACAAGGCUUGGAGAGUGAGCCACUGUACCGGACACCCCCAGCCUCCACCGGACCCCCAGAACUGAGACAGGCUCUUGACACAGACCCAGUCUCAGUGGAUGUGGACCAGUAUGAAGUGGCAGUGUUGUCUGAUACUCUGAGGGGUUUCCUCCAGGACCUGCCCUCCCCCAUCAUCCCAGCUGUGGUCUACAGUGAACUGGUCUAUACUGCCCAAGAAACUCAGAGCAUAGAGGACUGUGGCGAGAAGCUGAAGAGGAUCCUGGAGUCCCCCAGCGUGCCCCAGGCCAACCACCAGCUCCUGGUGCACCUCACCAGACACCUGGUCAAGGUGGCCCAGAGUGAAGCUCAGAACCAGGCCAGCCCCAGGCUUCUAGGCCAGGUCUUCAGUGAGACCAUCUUCAAACACUCCCACUUCAGUGCGGACGUAAACCCAGAGCACCAUGUGAAGAUCAUGGAGGCCCUGAUUGCAGCCGGGGGACUGGUGGAAAUGCAGGCAGCCCCAGCUCUUCCUCCCAAGCCGGCCAAGCCCAUGACUCCAGUGAGCAGCAGCAAUGGUGUGAAGGAAGGGGCUGGGGGGUCGCUACAGGAAGCAGAAUGGUACUGGGGAGACAUAUCAAGGGAAGAGGUGAAUGAUAAGCUGAGAGACAUGCCUGAUGGGACCUUCUUGGUUCGGGAUGCCUCCACAAAAAUGCAGGGCGACUACACACUAACACUGAGGAAAGGGGGGAACAACAAGUUGAUCAAAAUCUACCACCGGGAUGGGAAGUAUGGUUUCUCCGACCCCCUGACAUUUGGUUCUGUGGUGGAGCUGAUUAGUCACUACAGACAUGAGUCUCUGGCCCAGUACAACACCAAGCUAGACGUCAAACUCAUGUACCCCAUCUCACGCUACCAGCAGGAUCAGCUGGUGAAAGAGGACAACAUUGACGCGGUGGGGAAGAAACUCCAGGAGUACCACAAUCAAUACCAGGAGAAGAGCAAGGAGUACGACCGGCUUUAUGAGGAAUACACCAAGACCUCACAGGAGAUUCAGAUGAAGAGGACGGCCAUCGAGGCCUUCAACGAGACCAUCAAGAUCUUCGAGGAGCAGUGUCACACGCAGGAGCGCUACAGCAAAGAGUACAUUGAGCGCUUCCGCCGGGAGGGCAACGACAAGGAGAUCGAGAGGAUCAUGAUGAACUAUGAGAAGCUUAAGUCUCGUCUAGGGGAGAUCCACGACAGUAAGAUUCGUCUGGAGCAGGACUUGAAGACCCAGGCACUGGACAACCGAGAGACGGACAAGAAGAUGAACAGCCUCAAACCUGACCUCAUCCAGCUCCGCAAGAUCAGGGACCAGUACCUUGUCUGGCUCAAUCACAAAGGAGUGCGACAGAAACGAAUUAACGACUGGCUGGGGAUCAAGAACGAGAACACAGAUGAAGGGUACUUUGUGAGUACGGAGGAGGAUGAAAACCUGCCCCACUAUGAUGAGAAGAGCUGGUUUGUAGGAGACCUGAACAGAAUCCAGUCUGAAGACCUUCUACUAGGCAAACCUGACGGAGCCUUCCUCAUCAGGGAGAGCAGCAAGAAGGGCUGCUACGCAUGCUCCGUAGUUGUGGAGGGCGAGGUUAAGCACUGUGUGAUUUACAGCACGCAGAGGGGCUACGGCUUCGCUGAGCCUUACAACCUGUACAGCUCUCUGAAAGACCUGGUCCUGCACUACCACCAGACCUCCCUUGUCCAGCACAACGACUCGCUCAAUGUGCGCCUGGCCUACCCUGUCUACGCACAGAUGCCCUCAUCCUCCGGCCCUGCCCCACGGAGAUGAGCACCCCCCCCACCCAGCCCCAGGAUGGAUGAGGGGACAGGGGGUGGGGGGGUAACUAUUACCCAGAACCUGAGAAAAUACCUGAGAUGGGGGGAAAAGUGGGAAACACUUGCUGCGACACACACGUCAGCCACCUUGGAGUUAUAUAUAUUUUUACUAGAACAAUUGGAGGGCAUUCUUUCUAAAGACUGCUUGAUUUGCACAAGGACGUUUUAAAUGUUUGUGAAUGUGAAAAAACUGAAGGAAAAGAGAAGAGCAGAGUUUUAGGUGACCCUGCUGCAACCUAAACUCCAGCCAGGGCUCUUUUACAGAUUUAACGACAACAUGAAGACGCUCAAUUUUAAGGCUGUCGUCCGUCUGUCGCCCCAAUUUUUUCUUUUCUUUUUUUCUUUCCUUUUUCUCUUCUGGUUUUGUUCUCUUUCUUUUUUUAUUUGGACAAUUUAUUUUGUUCACCGCUUGUUUGCUAAAUGCAAGAGAUGAUGAUUAUAAUGAUGUCGAGUGUAUGUUCUCUGUCCCUUUCCGAAUCAGAAGCAAAAAUAAUGUAGCAUAACAGACAAAAGAUGCUUGUUCAGUGUCCCUCCAUAUAGACUGCUGCUGAAGGGUUGGGGGGGAGGGUGAAGGGAAGGGAGGGAAGAGUCGAGAGGGGUCACAAGUGAGAGAAAAGUGUUUUGUAGUCUUAAAAGAAGGAAAAAAAAGCUUGAUUUUAUACUAACCAUAGAUGGAGAGUGAGUUUGUUUUCUUGAUGGCUGGAUCAUAUUUCCUUUGACACAUUGUAAGUCAUGUCGUUAUAGUCACCUACAGAGACCAAAGUUGGCAUGGGCAGAAACAAGUCCAUUGUGUUUUUAUUAGUCUGUAUGAAUGGAGAAGAUUGAAAAAGAGUGGUUGCUUUGUUUAAUACCACACACGAAACAGAGUUUGGGCCAAGUGCUCGUGCACUAUAAGCUCUGAGGGGAUGGUACGCACAGACGGAGAUGGUCGGUAGGUUUGACCGUCUAGACGGCGGUCACGGGUCGGGGUAGAAGCACUUAUCUAAGAGGAGAGCCCAGCCAAGGCGGCACCGUACGGUUUGACACCAAAACUCCAAAACUACGGAGAAACAAACGACCUUAGAACCUGAAACAUGUUUUGUUUUAAACAAAAUAUUAUUUGUAGUAUAUACUAAUGUCUGUUUGAAACAAACGGGGACUUUAUGUAUCGGUUACGGAACCUUUGAGAUAAUAGGCUUUGAACUGUUUUAGUGUACACGAAGCUGGUAAGGGAGGGGGGAGUUUCAAGUUGAAGACGAAUGCAUUUGAUGAUGAUAAAAACUUGAAGAAAGUGCAAUCCAACAAUGUAUUAUGAUUAUUUAGGUUAGCAGUCACCCGGAGAGCUGAACGAACCCAGCUUCCAGACAGACUCGCAGGAGAGAUAAUCAAAGUGCACAUUGAAGCUUUUGAAGAUAUAUUGCUUUUCUUUUCUUUCCUUUUUUUGUUUUGUUUUUGUUUGUUUUUCACUCAAACUUCUUACCGGUGCUUGACUUUGAGACCAGUGGAAACAUUUCUGUUGAAAAUAAAAUAUUAUAACAUCGCACAAUAAAUAUUGACAAAAUGACAAACAA